Molecule: messenger RNA, 2215 nt
Organism: Helianthus annuus (common sunflower)
Lineage: Eukaryota; Viridiplantae; Streptophyta; Magnoliopsida; Asterales; Asteraceae
Product: probable indole-3-acetic acid-amido synthetase GH3.1
Exons: 3
Coding region: 68-1867 (599 amino acids)
Cellular component (GO): cytoplasm
Molecular function (GO): acid-amino acid ligase activity
Source: RefSeq, a predicted model, not a curated record
CAUCAUAACUCACUACAUCUCUAACUCAUAAAACUUUUUCAUUAUCUCUCUCUAAAAUCUAAAUAAUAUGGCUGUUGAUUCUGCUAUCUCAUCGCCGCUGGGACCUCCAGCGUGUGAGAAAGAUGCGAAAGCUCUUCGGUUUAUCGAAGAAAUGACUAAAAAUUGUGACAGUGUUCAAGAAAAUGUUUUGUCUGAGAUUCUUACUCAGAACGCCGGUGUGGAAUACCUGCAACAAUGGAACCUCAAUGGUGCUACCGAUCGGGAAACUUUUAAGUCAAAAGUUCCCGUCAUUACCUAUGAAGACCUUCAGCCUUACAUCCAACGUAUCGCUAAUGGCGAUCGUUCUCCUAUCCUGUCGUCUCACCCAAUUUCUGAGUUCCUCACAAGUUCUGGUACUUCUGCUGGUGAAAGAAAACUCAUGCCUACUAUUGCUGCAGAAAUGGACCGAAGGCAGAAGCUCUACAGCCUUCUCAUGCCUGUCAUGAAUCUGUAUGUACCUGGGCUAGACAAAGGAAAGGGUUUGUACUUUUUAUUCAUAAAGGCUGAAUCAAAAACCCCAAGUGGGUUAGUGGCUCGUCCGGUCUUAACAAGCUACUACAAAAGCCAGCAGUUCAAAACCCGACCCUUCGACCCGUACAACGUCUACACCAGCCCAAACGAAACCAUCCUAUGUGUCGACUCUUUCCAAAGCAUGUACUCUCAAAUGCUUUGUGGCCUCAUAUACCGCGAAGAAGUGCUUCGAUGUGGCGCGGUUUUCGCCUCGGGCCUUGUUCGGGCCAUCAAGUUUCUCCAACUCAACUGGCAAGAACUGGCUCAGGAUAUCGAAAGCGGAAAGUUGAGCACCAAAAUCAUAGACCCCGCGGUUCGGGAUUGUGUUUCAAAGAUCCUAAAACCGAACCCGGACCUGGCCCGGUUUGUUAGAGAAGAAUGUUGUGAAGGGAAUUGGGAGGGGAUUAUUACUCGAAUUUGGCCCAACACCAAGUACCUUGACGUUAUUGUCACUGGUGCAAUGGCCCAAUAUAUUCCUAUAUUGGAUUAUUACAGCGGUAAUUUACCGAAAACGUGUACUAUGUACGCGUCUUCGGAAUGUUACUUUGGGUUAAAUUUAACCCCAAUGGUGAAACCAUCUGAGGUUUGUUACACCAUCAUGCCAAACAUGGGUUACUUCGAGUUCAUCCCGCAUGAUCCGUCGAAUCCGGUUACUAUUUCUCGUGAUCAGCCUCCUCAUUUACUUGAUCUAGCGGACUUGGAGCUAGGUAAAGAGUACGAGCUAGUGAUCUCCACAUACUCGGGUCUCUGUAGGUACCGCGUUGGCGAUAUUCUCCAAGUGAAGGGGUUCCAUAACUCCGCACCGCAAUUCAAAUUCAUUAGGCGAAAAAAUGUUUUACUCAGCAUCGAUGCGGAUAAAACCGACGAAACUGAGUUGCAAUCCGCGGUUGAAAACGCGUCCGAGUUGUUAAAAGAAUUUAACACGACGGUUGUAGAGUAUACUAGCUAUGGCGACACGAAGACGAUUCCGGGCCAUUAUGUUAUCUACUGGGAGUUGUUGAUUAAAGAUCCGACUAAUGGGCCCACUGAUGACGUGUUGGAUCAAUGUUGUUUGGCUAUGGAGGAGUCUUUAAACUCGGUUUAUCGACAAAGUCGGGUGGCGGAUAACUCUAUCGGGCCGCUAGAGAUCCGGAUCGUGCAAAACGGCACGUUCGAAGAGUUAAUGGAUUACGCGAUAUCAAGAGGGGCUUCAAUUAACCAAUACAAAGUCCCACGAUGUGUUAGUUUCACACCGAUCAUGGAACUACUUGAUUCGAGAGUCGUAUCGGUGCAUUUUAGCCCCAAGGCACCACACUGGACUUCAGAACGCCGUUUUUAAAAAAAUAAUUCAACAUUAGGGACAAAAAUUUGGUUAUCCACCAACCAAACAUGCUCCCUAGGAAUGUGGACCAAGAAAAUCUCCGUAGGUUUGAAACUGUCAAGUAUGGGAAAGUGAAGGGUGUAAUGUGUAAGAUUUCAGAUAGUGUGUACGAAUAACGUUUUCCGUUUGUCUUAUGUUGGUGUUUAGGUGAAAGUUGACAGAGAUUCUGUUUGUGGCAAGUGAAGUUCUUUUUACGAAAAGCAGAUUUUGUGUUGUCUCGAGGAGGAUCUAGGGGCUUUAUUGUAAACUAUAUUAUUGUUAAAGGAGGUUUGUUGGUAUGUUUGUUGAAUUGUGAGGUUUAUUGUA